Messenger RNA from Cajanus cajan (pigeon pea), 2023 nucleotides. Its product is annotated as CBL-interacting serine/threonine-protein kinase 6. The record is from RefSeq and is a predicted model, not a curated record. Lineage: Eukaryota; Viridiplantae; Streptophyta; Magnoliopsida; Fabales; Fabaceae. Gene Ontology annotation, biological process: signal transduction; protein phosphorylation. Gene Ontology annotation, molecular function: ATP binding; protein serine/threonine kinase activity.
GAGGUGUACCGAACCAGAGAGAAAGAAGAGGGAAGAAGGCACCGAGAGAAAAUAAUUGUGAGCGGUUAUUGGUCCCGGCAGGACCAGGGAAUGAAUAGAGAUGAGAGGCUUUCGGUUGAAGAGAACUGAGAUAGGUGGCCAAGCCAAACGCAGAAUCGGCGGCAGAAAUUGCCACCGGAAGCACGUCGAAGACGGGUGAACGUGAAAUCUGUAAAGUUAAAAUCCCGUUUGGAAAUUGUAAUUCGUAGUGCUAGUAGUGAAGACUAGAGAGUAUUGUUUGUUUGGGUAUUUUUUUGUUUUUUUGUUUUUUUGUUAUUAUUUUGAUGAUGGGUGAGAAAAGCAAAAGGGGCAGCGGCGAGGGGAUUAACACGACGCUGCUCCACGGGAAGUACGAGUUGGGCCGGUUGUUGGGCCACGGGACGUUCGCGAAGGUGUACCACGCGCGGAACCUGAAGAGCGGAAAGAGCGUGGCGAUGAAGGUGGUGGGGAAGGAGAAAGUGAUGAAGGUAGGCAUGAUGGAGCAGAUAAAGCGAGAGAUCUCAGCGAUGAACAUGGUGAAGCACCCGAACAUCGUGCAACUGCACGAGGUAAUGGCCAGCAAGUCCAAGAUCUACAUCGCCAUGGAGCUCGUGCGCGGCGGCGAGCUUUUCAACAAGAUCGCCCGCGGCCGCCUCCGGGAGGAAACCGCCAGGCUCUACUUCCAGCAGCUCAUCUCCGCCGUCGACUUCUGCCACAGCCGCGGCGUCUUCCACCGCGACCUCAAGCCGGAGAAUCUCCUCCUCGACGAGGACGGCAACCUCAAGGUCACCGACUUCGGUCUCAGCACGUUCUCGGAGCACCUCCGCCACGACGGCCUCCUCCACACCACGUGCGGCACGCCGGCCUACGUGGCGCCGGAGGUCAUCGGCAAAAAAGGCUACGACGGCGCCAAGGCCGAUAUUUGGUCCUGCGGCGUAAUCCUCUACGUCCUCCUCGCCGGCUUUUUACCCUUCCAAGACGACAACUUGGUGGCCUUGUAUAAGAAAAUUUACCGCGGUGACUUCAAGUGCCCACCCUGGUUUUCUUCCGACGCUCGCCGACUCAUCACCAAGCUCCUCGACCCGAACCCGAAUACCCGAGUCACCAUCUCCAAGGUCAUGGACUCGUCCUGGUUUAAAAAACCGGUUCCCAUGGUGGGACCCAGGAGAGACGAACGGGAACUGAAACUCGACCCGGAGGAGUCUAGUUCCAUGAAGGAGUCCACCAUGAACGCCUUUCACAUAAUUUCGCUCUCGGAGGGGUUCAAUUUGUCGCCGCUGUUCGAGGAGAAGAAGAAGGAGGAGAAGGAGAUUCGGUUCGCGACGACGCGCCCCGCGAGUAGCGUGAUUUCGCGACUGGAGGAGGUGGCGAAGGCGGUGAAGUUCGACGUGAAGAAGAGUGAGACGAAGGUGACGUUGCAGGGUCAGGAGCGGGGGCGGAAAGGGAAGCUGGCAAUUGCUGCGGAUUUGUACGCCGUUACGCCGUCGUUUUUGGUGGUGGAGGUUAAGAAGGACAAUGGUGACACCUUGGAGUAUAACCAGUUCUGCAGCAACGAGCUUCGUCCCGCGCUUAAAGACAUCGUCUGGCGGAAUUCUCCUGCCGAGAAUCCGACACCUGCUUGAACCCUUCGACGUGUUGUGUUGUCGUUUUGCAACACUCAGUUGUCGUUCCGUUGUGGCUGUAUGCAUAUGUUUGUUUGUGAAUUCUUGUUUCAAGUCUGGACUGGGAGAUAUUUAAUUAUUUGCUUGUUGCUUGUUUCUUGUUUAUUGUUUCGUUUCAAUUCUCUGUUUUGGCCUUUCGGGUGUGAGUCUCGUGAGUCUCUUACCCCGAAAGGGGAAUUUCAUUGUUGAAAAGCCAAAUGCACCAAUGAAUCCAAAUCGACGUCGAUCGAGAUGUCUGUCGAUGGUUCAGGUACAAGUGCUGAGUGCUGUUGUUCUCGUGGUUGAAGUUGUUGUUAUGUUGGUGUCAUUGUGAAUAUGUUUGUGAAUUUGAUUGGUGUGGCUCA